GUUUAGAGCGCAUCUUCAAUGCUUUCCCUCAACCAUGGAUCACGGACAAUGAGUCCAUCGUAGAAUCCAUCCAACCAGUAGCUCAAAAAACCWAACCAUCAUACAUUUGUUCACGAUGACAUGCAGUUCCCGAUGUCGGCGCACACCGUUGCAUUCCGAAAGACGAUCCCAAAAUGAAUCGGCAAUACAGAACCAGAGGGCAAGAUUUCUCCUGCCUCRUCAGGUUCCCGACACCCGGGAAAAACGAACGAAAUGAAACAUGUUGUCUUGUGCGCACACCAAAUUCACUACUUAGGCGGUGGAAAUGAAGGUGGUAGUAGAGGAUGAAGCUGAGGUUGGGGCGGCAGUGGGGGCGGCAGUGGGGGAAGCCGAAGGAGCUGCGGAUGGAGCUGCCGAUGGUUCUUCCGAAGUAGGAGUUCCCUUCUUUUGCCUCUUGGUGGGGGCAGCAGUGGGGGCGCUGGUCCCCUUUCCCUUCUUCAAAACACGAACGGCGUUGGGUCGUGCCUCGUUCUCGACAAGGAUAGUGGCGUUGGCGAAGACGGCCAUGAAGAUAACAAGGAGGAUGGUGGAUCGGAACAUGAUGAAGUUGGGUUGGUAGUUGUGUGGUUGGAAAAAGAUUCGAACAAGAUCGUGGUUUUUGUUUUAUGAGAGUGKGGAGCUGGUUUUUACGGAAGCACUGUUGCAAAGGGUUGAUCAAAUCGUCAUUUUUCAAACAUCGAAGCGUCGYACGCUCACGCGUGCAUCUUUUUAGACAAAAAUGUUCCGACACGCGAGUGCGACCUAAAUUUCCCACCGCGGGUCAGGCUUGCAUCGCUCGCCAUAAAUGUCUACAAUUAGC
Messenger RNA from Pseudo-nitzschia multistriata, 838 nucleotides. Lineage: Eukaryota; Bacillariophyta; Bacillariophyceae; Bacillariales; Bacillariaceae. The record is from the annotation of a GenBank genome assembly.